Heterobasidion irregulare TC 32-1 is the source of this 582-nucleotide messenger RNA. RefSeq lists its product as uncharacterized. The transcript is spliced from 2 exons. The coding region runs from base 78 to 374 and encodes 98 amino acids. Lineage: Eukaryota; Fungi; Basidiomycota; Agaricomycetes; Russulales; Bondarzewiaceae. The record is from RefSeq and is a predicted model, not a curated record.
CAUCCAGUCACCAUAGCGUCAUUCUCCUUGACUCCUUGAAGCCCCUCGCGAAGCUCUUUCCUCAGUCCGAACAUACUAUGGCGACCAUGUCUUUGUCCGUAGCCACCCGAACGUUGCCCACCAUCUCCUCUCCCCUCGCCUCUCCUUCCUCCCCGACAAAUUCGCGCCCAUUACCAAAGCGUGCAUCGUUAUUUCCAACAUCUCGUCCACUACGCCCGUUCCCCUCCAUCUCGCAGUCGUUCACACCCGCUGGGUCGCGCGCUUCCCGCCCAGACGCGAAGAAAAGCGUAAAACUCAUUGAACCGCCCAAGAACUUCUCUGGUGGCACAUUUGUGCUUAACCUCACUCAGGCGGAGCUGCGUAGAGAUGAUUGAAGAUAUGAGCGGGUUGGAUGUCGCUCACUCUGGGACGUACGAAGAAAACUUCACAAAGUGAUACAAACCUGACCCCGAGUCUGCUGCUAAUCCACUCAGCUAUUGCUAGUUCGCCAUCAUUCCUCCCACUCCCCCAGCCGCCACCAGUAUUGUCACCGCUGGCACCGUUCCCUGUGUCUCGAGUCUCUCUGUAUACCUGCCACCGAGU